Molecule: messenger RNA, 7659 nt
Organism: Penaeus vannamei (Pacific white shrimp)
Lineage: Eukaryota; Metazoa; Arthropoda; Malacostraca; Decapoda; Penaeidae
Source: RefSeq, a predicted model, not a curated record
AUGGGCACCCCGUCCCUGAGCUCGACGACCACGGUGACGGUGGUGGUGGUGGACGCCGACGACCUGCCUCCGGUGUUCAGCCACGAGCGCUACUUCGCCAAGGUGUCCGAGCAUCCGGGACACGACACGGGCGUCCCCAUCCGAGAGGAGGUAACCUUGACCCCCGGCCCCCUCCUAGCUCUCGACGGCGACGUGGGGCAGAACGCAAGCCUCCGCUAUACGCUCGUCCGUUCCCCGGCCUCGGAGUACUUCACCCUCGACCCCCUCAGUGCCCAGCUGUUCCUCACGAAGCACCUCGACCGGGAAGCGCUGGCCGACAGUACGCUCGUCCUCCAUGUUCGAGCGGAGCAGGUAGGGCUUGGAGGUGUUUUGAGCUUUCGAGUAAAAGCAAAACAUUUACGACUUUCCCAGGGAGUAAACGGCGCCUUCAACUACCACGUGGUGGGCGGCCAAGGAGCCUUAACCGUCAACCCUCUGUCAGGCUGGUUGACGGUGGACAACCACAACAUCCUAGACCGUGAGGAGUCCCCCGUCAUCACCCUGUACGUGUGUGCCAACCAGAUCGCGCCCGUCGUCCAGGCACCGCCGGGCGUCAGGCAGACGUCCCUCUUCCGCAACAGGACUUCAGGAGGCGCCGACGACAGUCCGAGAGGAGGCCCGGUUGACGGCAAGGAGGAGGAGGAAAGGAUCCCCGAAGCCCCCGACGGAAAACCUUCCACGACGUCCCAGGAGAGGUCGCGAGAGUCACCGACGCGAGUCACGGUUCCGCUUCUGAGGCGGAGGACGCGACCCACACCGUCUACGCGAGCUGGGGAACGAAUCAGGAACAGUCCUUCGGCAGAGUCCCGGGCGCCGUCGGCCGUCGUCUCGCGUCAAAGAAGGGCCGACGCCCAAGGGAAGGGAAAGGCAGCAGGCGAAAGAAACUCGAGGGAGCUAUCUAGAAGGGAAUCACGAGUGUUAGCAGAUGCCAAAAGGAACAGAGGACCUUCAGAAGACAAUGAAGACGGUUUUGACGUAACAACAACACCCGAGACGACAACGACAACAGCAACGACAACAACGACGACGACGCCAGGACCAAGAUCUAGGCUGCAGCGCGUGAAGAGCAACCUCUCGAAACGACGCCUCCUCUCUCCCAGACGCCUGAGGAGAAGAAUCGAGGAGAACCGAAGGAGCUCCUCGAGACGACGAAGUUCUCGCUCCGCACGAUCAGGACCCGAAGCCAGAGACUCACCUGACACUCCUGACUUCAAUUCCGACUCGGAAUCCUGUGCCAAGAUUGAGCUGAAACUCCUCGAUGCUAAUGACAACAACCCAGAGUUCCUCCCGAGUAACCAGUACCAGUUUACCAUAAGUGAAGAGGCACGAGAGGGCACCGUCGUAGGUUCGGUACAAGCCGAGGACCGCGACGAAGGCGGAAACGGCCGCGUCACCUACUCCAUCCAGUCCCCAGGCAACAGCACGAGACGCGACCGCACCAAGGCCUUCACCAUCGACGAGGACAAGGGCACCAUCCGCCUGGUCACCAAGAUGCUACCUGGCGAGGUCACGCUCUUCGUGGAGGCGUCUGAUCGGCCGUCCAACCCUUCGGAGACGAGGACCUCUCUCGCUGUCGUUACUGUUUACGUCCAGGCAACCCAGAUGUGGGAGCCGAGGUUCGUGGGCGCCCCCUACGAGCUGUGGGUGGGGAGUGACGCCACCGUGGGCACCAGUGUGGGCCAAGUUCGCGUCGUGGACAUGGAGGGCUCGGAACUUAUGUUUGAUAUGUUCCAUUCCUACCAAGAUGGAGUCCCCUUCGCCAUCGAGGAGAGCUCAGGCAUCGUCUCGGUCGUGGCUCCCGUCCAGCAGUUCUCGAGGACCAACUACGAGUUUGAGGCGGUGGUGACGGACGGGCGGACCUCCCUCGUCACCAACGUCACCAUCCACGUCGCCCCCAACAGGAGACCCUCCACCAGGCGCAGCACCGUCGUCAACUUCUCCGUGCAGGUGAGGGGGCUUGGGACGGGUGCUGCGGUGUUUUGUUUUUUGAGAACUGCCAAACCUGUGACUUCGUUGACCGCCCUGAGGGACGUCGGGGCUAGGAUCGCCUCGGACCCGCAGUUCGAGUUGGUGAGUCCAGAAGCCAGGAAGUACUUCGCCCUCGGCCUGGACGCCUCCCUGUACACCGUCGCGCCCUUGGACUACGAGGCUUCCCCCAACCACACGCUGGUCAUCGUCAGCGGGAGGACCUCGGAUAUCUAUUAUGUAAACGUGCAGGUUGAGGAUCUGAACGACAACCCGCCCCAGCUGAAUGCGGUGGCGUACGAGGGCACCAUCAGGGAAAACGCUUUGCCGGGCACUACCAUAAGAGUUCUUCCUGCGAUACAGGUGAGCGACAAGGAUCAGUACCCCGGCGCCACCUACUUCCUCCAGCUGUUCGGCGACGCGGCUCACCUGUUCGACAUCGACUCCUCGAGCGGCCAGGUGACCUUCGUCGGCGACGACCUGGACCGCGAGAGGGUCGACUCGUACGUGCUGCGCGUGGAGGCGCGCGACGACGGCAACCUCACGUCGACGGCCAACCUCACCAUCAACAUCGAGGACGUGAACGACAACCCGCCGCGAUUUGUGCAGCGCGAGCCGCUCUUCUCGGCGCGGGAGGACGACCUGGACGAGAACUCCUCGAGGAAGCUCCCCGACACGUCCAACCUCGAGUACCUGGCGGACCUCGAGCGCUCCCUCGUCAAGAUCCCCGAGUCGCUGCCCAUCGGGAGCCGCGUGACGGAGGUUACGGCCACAGACGACGACGAGAAGCUGUACGCCGACGUCCGCUACAAGAUCGACGCGCAGACCUCCUUCAGCUUCGCCGGCGGGGCAAACACGACGCCCAUUCUGGAGGAGGCGUCGACCUUUUCCAUCGAGAGCAAGACUGGCGUGGUCGUGGUGGCGGGGCCUCUGGAGCCCGACCACUUCUACCUCCUGAACAUCUCAGCGACGGACGGCGGUGGCCUGGCGUCGCACACGACGGUCUCCGUCGCGGUGUUCGACGUGAACGACCACACGCCGCGGUUCGAGCGCCCCGUCUACAACUUCGAGGUGGUGGAGGGCGAGUACCUGGUGGGGGAGGUGGGCAAGGUGGUGGCUUUCGACCAGGAUUUCGGUAACAACGCCAAGGUACACUACCAGAUCAUCUUCUACAAAAACUCGAGCGAGGACCAGGUGUUCCCCUUCAGGAUCGUGGAGACCUCGGGCACCAUCCUGGCCACGGGCACCGUUGACCGCGAGGAGCGCGAGGUGUACGAGUUUUCCGUCGUGGCCACGGACAUGGGCACGCCGCAGCUGUCCUCGUCCGUCCUCGUUCACAUCGAAAUCAUGGACGUCAACGACCACCGGCCGGUCUUCUACGACUACAAGGACGCGAUUUACUCCGGGGAGGCCAGCAACGACGGCCAGCUGGACUCAAGCAAUGCCACCUUCACGCCGGUGUACACGGCCGCCCUCUCGGAGCACGCCCCUCGCGGCACCGUCGUGGCCAGGGUGUUCGCGAACGACUCCGACUCCGGCACUUCGGGGAACGGCCUUAUCCUGUACAAGCUGGAGGGCGGCGAGGACAAGUUCUCCAUCGACUCGAACAACGGCAGCGUGUACACCGUGGGCGCGCUGGACUACGAGCGCGCCCCGACCCACAACCUGACGGUGGUGGCGCAGGACCUGGGCACCCCGCCGCUCUCCGCCUCCGCCCUGCUGGUCGUCACGGUCGUCGACGAGGAGGAGGAGCUCACCACAAGACUCUUCGACCGGGAGGAGUACGAGGUUCGCGUGAUGGAGAACAACGACACCCCUCUGCGGCUUCUGGAUCUGAACGUGAGCGAGGCGUUCUCCGGGCAGCAGCUGCACUACCAGCUGGUCGACCCGGGUAUGUCGGGCACUGUGGCGGUCGACUCGUACUCGGGCGAAGUCUACCUCAUCGCCAGCCUCGAUCGGGAGACCAGGAGUAGAUUUAGGUUCAAGGUACGAGCAACCCAGCCGGAACGAGGCCGCGCCCUGGAGUACCUGAACGAGCAGUCACAAAACACGAGACGCUUCGAGGAAACGACAGAUGAUCUGACUUCCCCUGCUACAGCUGACACCGAAGUCCCCGUCGUCGUUGCCUUGGAGACACUCCCUCACGACGACGAAGGUGAGAUAAGCGUCCCUGCCGAGGUGGUCUCCUUGGGGACUUACAGGAGGCCCGUAAGGAGGCAGAGGACGGCGCCGCCCUUGGGGGAGCCUACCGUCGGGCCACAGCCUUUGCUUGCACAGGCGAGCCUAUUGGUGGGCGGUGGGCGCGACCUGGACCUAGGAAUGGACGAGGUGUGGGUGGCGGUGGAGGUGGAGGACCAGAACGACAACAGCCCCAGCAUCCUUCCCCAGGGGCGGCCCGUCGUGGCGGCUGUCCCUGCCACGGCUGCGUACGGGCAUUUCGUCACUAGGAUCAUGGCUAGCGACCCAGACCAGGGCAUCAACGGAGAAUUGCGCUACGAGAUCCUACCCGGCGAAGGGGCACAAGACGCCAGCGCCAGGUUCGCCGUCGACCCCGUGUCAGGCCAGGUGGUAGUAAUCGGUGCCUUAGAGGACGAAUCGGGCAAGAUGUUUGGCUUCGACGUCCGUGUGAGCGAUCAGGGCGGAGCUCCUUCUGCCCGCUCGGCCAUCGCGAACGUUUUCGUGCACGUUUUGGGCGCAGGAGGUCACCUGGUGUUGGAGGUGGCAGCUAAACCCCGAGAAGUUGAACCCCAUCUCUACCACAUCCAAGGGAUGCUAACCAACGUGUCUGGGUUGGAUGUUCGCGUGCAGAGAAUAGCUCCCCAUGUUGACGGUGACGCGGCCCUCACUACGGCGACAGACAUGUACGUUUAUGCCGUUGACCCGACCACCCAGUCCGUGGUCGACGCCAGCCACCUCCGCCAAGCCCUAAGGGGGAGGAAGAGUGAGCUGAAGUCCCUCCUUCCCGGUGGCGUCCACUUCAGGGGCAUGAGGGUGCCUCUUCCCUCUCGCCAGGGACAUGUGUUACAGACUGCGGAAUUGGCGAUAUUGAUUGGCGCCGUGGUGGUGUUCCUGGUGACAGUCACGACUAUUGUGUGUCUCUGUUACAAGCAAAGAAAGAGCCGCCGCAAGCCCAUGCCGAUGCCGCCCAUGAUGACCGCGGCAGGGAUACCUGUGAUGCCCCUAGCCUACCCCGGCCCCUUCGCCGCCCCUUACACCCACAUGAGCGACCACAGCAGCUCGGAAUCCACAGAGGCCCAAGAGUUACCCCACGACCAUCCACACUAUCCUCAUGACCUCGUUCACUAUCCGCCUGACCCGGCUAGCUACCCGGUUGACCCUGCCGUCACUACCCACUUCCCUCAGGACCCCAACCACUACCCACGCCCGCCGCCCAGACGUCGCUCCUGCGCCCACAGCUUCCAGGCAGAUCGAGAGCUCUUGCACCCUUGUAGCAGCGGCGAGAGAGUGUCAUCCCACACCGACGAGGACGAAGGUAGCGGCCCAGUGUGUCUCCGCCACGCCCCCUCACGGAAGCGCCGCCGAGGCACCCAGCAGGGAGCAGACGGCAGAGGCAGCGGGCCGAGCCACAAGAGCAGGAGCUCCUCGAGGGCAGGUCGAAGAGCGCUGGGGGAAGAGCCCUCGAGUUCGGACUUCGAUGAGAGGGACCACGCGCCUCCCCUGGUCACCAUCCCCAGGCCUCAACCGUGCUGCAUGGAGGACAGACAGAGAAACCCAAACAACCCACGAACAUUACCGACCGUCGACUGCACGCUCGAGAACCCCGGCAGAGCCCACUCCCCCGACAGCCUGGAACGCCCCUCGCACUGCCGGACCGCCGCCCACACCCACACCAUCCCCCGCACGCACCUCAAGAGGGAGAGGGGCUCAGAUCACGCGGGGGGGAGGAACGGACGCUCUGAUCUCCACCCGAGUGACGUUACAGAGCUCUGAUAAUCUCCAAGGCUGGGGUCUGUGGUGGAGGUCUUUUCAGGAGCAUGGAAAAUGUUUUGUGAUUGGGUGAUGUUUAGAUUUUGGAGAGAUUUUGUUUUCGCCGUAGUUCUGAAACAUCUCUGAAACCAAAUUUCUAGAUGAAUGUAUGGAUUUUUAUUAAUUGGUGUUAUUAAUAUAUACUGUAUAUAUGUGGUAGAUGAACAUUAUGAUAAGGCAAAUUGCUCAGAUUAAAAUUGGACAUUUACGUUUUCAGUAAAUAAAAAAUGGACAAAGUACUGAAGUAAAGAAAAAUGUUCACUUAAUGACUAUAAACCCAUUCAGUGACAGGUUUUUCUGAUGUAUAUAUAUAUUUUUUACUUCCACUGUAAUAUCUUCAUCCCAGUGAGACCAUCUGAAGAUCCAAUAGAUUGUAGACAUUUUCUUGUCAGUUUAGCUAUGACACAUAAAAAGUUGUUUAAAGUGAUUACCUAAUAUCACAAACAUUAUGAUACAACGUUAUGAAUUUUAUGAUGUUUUAAAAGCCCCCUGUAUUUGUAAAUACAUUACUACUUUAUAUAAUUAGAAGUAUUGUUCAUUUGAUAAAAUAUUUCAUGAUUCAGUAGUCAACAAAGUUUAUACAACAUUAAACUGAAUGUGAAGCUAUAUAGAUAAGUUGAUAUUAUUAUUUAAAACUCAUUUUUACAUCUGGUUCACAAAUAAAGUCUAUAUUAUAAUUUCUGAAUAAUAGUCAUGAACAAGAAUGAUACUGUCACCAUUCAACUGCAAGUCAAACACUGAUGUAAUGUCAUCACAACACAAAUCGAUUUUCUCACAUUUUUUAAAGCUAUUCCAAGAAAGCUAUAUUCUUUUUCUGAAAUAACAGCUUAUUGAGAAUUAGGGAUGGUGAUCAUAAUUUAUUUGAACCAUACUUUAUUUUUCUCAUUUAUAAUUGGAUGGUGGUGUUUUACUCAAGCUUUCUUCCUUAAUACUUGGCCAAAUAUUUGUAUAUUGUAGAUAGUAGGUAUGUUUGAUACAAUGGAGAGGAGAUAUGGAAUAGCUUUGGUGAUACAAAUGAGGCUAUCAGUUUGAUGCUAUGAGGGUUUUUUUCAGGUGGACCCAAAAGAUAAUACUUUAUUUUCUGGAAUGAUUUCCUGUCUUCUUGAUUAAAUGAAAGAGAACUCAGUAGGUCACAAAUUAGCUACGAAUAUAUUCUUGUAAGAAACUAUUUUGAUACAAGUGAGUUGUCUUUUGUAAAAGUAUUUGUAUAAUUUUCUUAAGAAUCUAAUCUGUGGUUUAGUCUAACUGCAUACUGGGACAUUACAGGUUAUCAUGGUGAAUAUUAUGCUUUAUAGAUAUUUUAAAAUGCCAAGUGUGCCAUGAACUAUGUAGAGGCAUAGAUGAAUCACACAUGAAUAACAUGCAUACUUGGAUCUAUAGUGUUCCAUGGCAGUGUAUGUAAUGUUUGUGCUUGAUUGAGUGCUUGCAUCUUGGGUUAUGGGUCAGCUGGGAUUAUUAUGUUUUUGAUCACCUUUUGAAUACGUAAUUAUAGAGGUGAAAAUUUGCUCUAAUGCACUUAAGUGAAUUGUGUGUAUGUGUUAUACAUAAAUAAAUAUGUAUGGCUGUGUUUUGCCUGUGUACUCAAGGCCUCUCCUUAAAAGAUGAAUAUACCAUUGUUAUAAUGUACAGUAUUUUGUAGUUAGAGCUCAGAAAUGUUUAAACAGGCAA